Leptopilina boulardi is the source of this 2190-nucleotide messenger RNA. RefSeq names its product gamma-tubulin complex component 4-like (gene Grip75). Gene Ontology annotation, molecular function: microtubule minus-end binding; gamma-tubulin binding. The record is from RefSeq and is a predicted model, not a curated record. The transcript is spliced from 10 exons. Lineage: Eukaryota; Metazoa; Arthropoda; Insecta; Hymenoptera; Figitidae. Gene Ontology annotation, biological process: microtubule nucleation; spindle assembly; meiotic cell cycle. Gene Ontology annotation, cellular component: equatorial microtubule organizing center; spindle pole; gamma-tubulin complex. The coding region runs from base 152 to 2059 and encodes 635 amino acids.
CAAAAAUAAAAAAAAAAACUUGUCAAAUUAUAUACAGAGAAAAUUAAGAAUUUUUUUUUCUUUCUAAUAAUGUAAUUAAAAUAGUGUAGAAAUCGUGAAUUACGAUAGAAAAAAAAAUAGCAGUAUUAUUUAUGAAAAAUAGUUCUGUAAAAUGUUGCACGAAAUUUUGUUAUCCCUCUGGGGAUGUUCAACUAGUGUUGCAGAAAUUAUUAACACUGAUUUUGAAGAUGCAAGUAAUAAAUUUCAUCCAGGCGAAAAGGCGAUAAUAAAAGAAAUUUUGGAAAUAGUUCAAGAAUGUAAUCGAAUAAGAAAAUUUAUUAAACGUUAUUCGCCAGUUGAUGCGCCAAAUAAAAAUUACACAGAAACUGAAUUAGUUCUUGGUUUAUAUUUACGAGCUCUUUGCAAUGGAAUGGACGAAGCUCUCGAGCCUUUUCGUGAUGAAAUCAUUGAAAUGGAGAAAAUUAUUUUAAACGAUUCACAUACUCCAGUAUCGAUGAUACUUUGCCGUUUGCAAAAAUAUAUUUCUCUAUUUUGCGUAUUCAAUUCAAUUAUAUCAGAGAUACAAACUCGUAAACUCUAUGGAUGUAAAUUAUUACAAUGUGUACAUCAGCAUUCAAAUACAGGAAUUCCUGAAGUAAAAAUUGCUCUUCAAAAAGUGACACGUUGUAUGCAUGUUGUUUUUUACAAGCAUUUGAUAAGUUGGCUUUUAUAUGGACAAUUGGAGGAUGUGCAUAAAGAAUUUUUUAUUCAAAAAAGCAACGAUGACUCAGACGAUCUUGGAAUUUCAGUUGAUGGUAUGAAUAGUGGCACAUCUGAAGUGAAAUUCACAAACAUGUGGAAUUACGAUAUACAAAUUGAUAUGCUUCCUUCCUACAUUCGCUCCACCUUGGCCUCGAAAAUUUUGGCCAUUGGACAAACUGUCAUCAUGUUUGGAAACGAUCCUCGUCAGAAAAAAGAAUUGAGAUACGAGGGAAAAUUGGAGAAUUCAAUUUGGGGCGAAAAAGAAUAUGAGCAUUUUGAAAAACUUCAGAGUUUACAAAUGCAAACAAAAUUCAAUGUAGUGGGAUUUGAGAAAACUGUUGAUAAUUUGAAACUUUGUGUAACUGAACAUUUAUGGCAAGUGACUGUUGAAGAAGCACAAUUAAUGCAACAAUUGAAAUUAAUGAAAGAUUUUUAUCUAAUGGGAAGAGGCGAUUUAUUUUUGGAAUUUAUUAGAUUAACAACACAUACUUUAAAUAUUGUUCCAACAAAUCAUACAUCGCGUGAUAUUAAUUUUGCCUUUCAAGCAGCAUUAAGAAAAUUACAUUCAAACGACGAGAGUGCCAUGGAUGGAUUUACUUUCUCAGUUAAUCUUCCCACUAAAAAUGAUGAUGAAGGAAAAGAUCGUGAAGAUCCAAUUGAAAAACGAGGUUGGGGUUUGAUUGUACUGCAAUAUAAAGUUGUUUGGCCUUUACAUUUAUUGUUUAGUCCGGCAACUUUAAAGGAUUAUAAUUCACUCUUUCGAUUUUUAUUGCGAGUGAAAAAAACACAAAUCAAUUUGUGGAAUCUUUGGAGAGAACACGCGCGUUCCAAAAAUAUUGAAAUCGAUGUGAUUCAAUUGCGAAAUAAUUUGAUAUUCAUUGUUGAUAAUUUGCAAUAUUAUCUUCAAGUAGACGUUCUUGAGAGUCAAUAUACAAUGAUGGAAAACAGUAUGAAAAAUACAAGAAAUUUUGAAGAAAUUCAACGAGCACAUUCUGUUUUUAUGGCAAAUGUAAUGUCGCAAACAUUUCUUUUGAGCAAUAAUGCAGGAAAGAAAAAUCCAGUAAAUGAUCUUAUACAAUUAUUACUACGUCUUUGCGAUGAUUUUAUUUUACAAUCAUCGCUUUGGAAUAUGGAAAAUCUAUUGGAUUCAGAAAAAGAGGAGCUACAGAAACUCUACGACACUUUGGAAAGUUUAAUGGACUGGCUUACGAAAACAUUAAGUCGAGUUCGUUCUCAACCAAGUGGAGAACAUUUGGCACAAUUGCUCUUAAGACUCGAUUUCAACAGAUGGUUUAGUAAGAAACUAGAGAGAAUCUAGAAAACUUCAAUUUUUUGAGAAGAAAACGUGAGUGUAUAAAUUUAUUAUUCUCUUUUUUUUUUUUGCUCUAUAAAAAUAAUUAUUUUUAUAAGAUGGUUUUUUGAAAAAAAAUACAAUUUUCAAUGAUCAUA